This is a messenger RNA of Orycteropus afer afer, 2707 nucleotides long. Lineage: Eukaryota; Metazoa; Chordata; Mammalia; Tubulidentata; Orycteropodidae. The record is from RefSeq and is a predicted model, not a curated record.
CAGCCGGAAACGGGGAGGGGAAGGAGGAGGAGCCUGAAAGGGGACCCCAGGCGCCGCGCCCCAGUCGGCAAUGACCGAGGAGUUUGUGACCCUCGAGAACGUAGCCAUGGACUUCACCUUGGAGGACUGGGAGCAGCUGGGGCUGGACCCGGAGGACCUGUUCUGGGACACAGCACUGGACAACUACCAGAACCUCUUCCUGCUGAAUCCCCCCAGACCCAACCUGACUGCCCACCCUGGUGAUGGGGAAGAGCUGGAGGCCGUGGAAAGAGGAAGCCCGAAAGUGAUGGCCCCUGAUACAGCUGAGCCCAAGAACUCUCCUCUGAAGCAGGACUUCUUGGAAGAAGGACUAUCCCAAGAGAUAAUGGAGACCUUUUCAAAGGAUGGCCUCUGGUAUUCCAGUUUAGAAGAAGCUUGUAUUGGCGAGAGCUGGUUAGAUAAUUUGCUAGGAGAUCCUGAGAGUCUUCUGAAGUCUGACUUUGUCACCAACAAGGAAAGUCCCACAAAGUGCAAUAGCCCAGAGCUCAAGAGCGGCUUUAGUCCUAGGUCCUUCCUCUUCACAGGAGAGGAUUCCACAGUGUGUGAUCUUCCUGAAGAGAGCCUCACACCAUCGAAGCCUCAGGAAUUUCUGAAUGAAUUUGCCUGCUACUCUGACCAGAGCCAACAAGAUGAUACGAUGCAGGGUGCUGAGAAACCAUAUAAAUGUAGCGAAUGUGGGAAAACCUUCAGUCGGAGUUACCACCUUAUCCAGCACUGGAUCAUUCACACUAGAGAGAAACCCACCACCGUGGGUCAGGACUGUGAGAAAAGUUUCAACCAGAGUUCUUGCAUCCGUGUGCAUCAGGUGACUCGCUCGAGCUACAAAUACUAUAUGUGUAAUGUAUGUGGGGAAACUUUCAGUCAGAAUACACACCUCCUGUGGCAUCAGAAAAUUCACACUGGAGAAAACUUGUGCGAGAGUCAAGACCGUGACCAUGCCCGUAGUCAGCACGCACAGCCUGCUGAGCAUCAGAAAACUCGCCCGGCUGUUGUCAGACCCUACCAAUGUAGUGAGUGUGGCCACGCUUUCAGCCGAGCCUUCCAUCUUACUCGCCAUCAGCAGAUUCACACUAGGAAACAGUACAAAUGUGCCACGUGCAAAGAGACCUUCAAGUUGCGUAAGCAUCUCAUCCAACAUCAGAAGACUCACACUGCAAAAAUGACCUCCAAGUGUCAGGAAUGUGGGAAGGCAUUCAGGCGCAGUGCAUCACUCAUUGAGCACCAGGCUGUCCACACUGGCGAGAAGCCUUACAAGUGUAAUGAAUGUGGAAAACUCUUCAGCCACACCUCGACCCUAAAGAUCCAUCAGAGGGUCCAUAGUGGGGAGAAACCCUACAAAUGCAGCGAGUGUGGUCGAGCCUUCUGCCGUAACACUCACCUUAGUGAACACAAGAGAACUCAUACGGGCUGUAGGCCCCACCAAUGUCCUGAGUGUGUCAAGAGUUUCAGCCGGCCCUCCCACCUGAUUCGACAUCAGUUGACUCACACCACGGACAGACUCUACAGCUGUGCUGACUGCAAGGAGACCUUCAGCUGCAACGAACACCUUGUUCAGCAUCAGAAAAUCCAUACUAUAGAAACCCCCUACGUAUGUCAGGAGUGUGGAGAACGCUUCAUCUGUAGCUCAACCCUGAAUUGCCACCAGAGUGUUCACACCAGAGAAAAACAAGGAUUAGAUGAAAGAGGGAACAACUUAAGUCAGGACUCACAAACUCAAGAGCAUCCAAGGAUUGCUGAGAAGCUCUACAAGUGUAACAAGUGUGGGAAAGCCUUUAGCUGCCGCAAAUACUUAAAUCAGCAUCAGAGGGUUCACACCAGGCUGAAGCCCUUUGAGUGUGGCCAGUGUGGGAAAACCUUUAGUCAAAAUAAGCAGCUUCUUCGCCAUCAGAAAAGCCACUCGAGAGUGAAACCCUACAAAUGUCACGAAUGUGGGAAGAGUUUCAGCCGCAGUUCCUCCCUCACUGAGCAUCAGGCCACCCACACGAGUGAGCCCCCGUUUCAGUGUAAUGAGUGUGGAAAGACCUUCAGCCAGAGCACAUGUCUUUCAGAACAUCAGGUAGUUCACACUGGAGAGAAAGCCCUCAAAUGUAACAAGUGUGACAAAGUCUUCACCCGGAUAAACUACCUCAUUCAGCAUCAGAGAAUUCAUGCCAGAAGGAAGCCCUUUGAGUGCAACGAGUGCGGCAAAACUUUCCGCCAGAGUUCGUGCCUUUCCAGACACCACAGAGUUCACACAGGCGAGAAGCGCUUCAAAUGCACCGACUGUGGGAAAACCUUCACCCUGGGGACCCAGCUUAUCCGACACCAGAGAGUUCACACCGGAGAAAAGCCUUACGUUUGUAAGAAAUGUGGGAAAGCCUUCAACCAGACCUCAUGCCUUUCCGCUCACCAGAGGAUUCACACCGGAGAGAAGCCCUUUGUAUGUGCUGAAUGUGGGAAAGCCUUUGCCCAGAAAGCAAAUCUGACACAACACGUGAGAAUUCACACUGGCGAGAAGCCUUACACCUGUGGCGUGUGUGGCAAAACCUUUGGUGUCAGUGCCCAUCUUACUGAGCACCAGAGAAUUCACACACAAGAGAAACCUUACCAGUGUCCACAUUGUCAGAAAGUCUUUAGAUGCUACUCAAACUUCACCCGACACCAGCGACUUCAUACCCAAAGCAAGUAG